GCAGCUGUUCUCGUACUGUUGUUGUCGCCUUUGUGUCUGCAGGUGCAAAAUAUUAAAGUAAUUGGAUUAAUUUCGAAUUAAUUAAGAAAAUCGAACCGCAAUCAUGGCCACGAUGCGCAUACCAAAACAGAAGGUGAUUCUGUGCGGCGACUAUGGAGUGGGAAAGAGUUCUCUGUUUCGGCGAUUUGCCACCAACACCUUUGUCACGGAUACGGAUAGGAAAUCCACGCUAGGAUUAGACCACAUCGAUAGGGAAUACAGCGUAAAUGAAAAGCAGAUCAAGCUUCAAUUGUGGGACACUGGCGGCAUGGAGCGCGUGGCCUCUGUAACCUCUUCGUAUUACAAGUUCGCCGAAGGAGCCAUUCUUGUCUUUGCUUUAGACAACGCCGCCUCGUUCCACUCUCUAUCUCAGCACUUGUUGGACAUUGUCACCUAUGCAGAGAAUGCCAAGAUCUUUAUAUGCGGGAACAAAAGCGAUCUGGAGGGCAGGGAACCGGAGGUCAGCGACGAAGAGGUUGAGGCUUUCUGCGAGCAGUGCCACUCAUUGAUUAGUGCCACAUAUAAAACAUCCUGUCGCAGUGGAGCGGGAGUGGAGGAGAUGUUUCGGGACAUCUCAAGGCAGCUGGUCCAUGCCAAUCGCUCCAAGAUGGAACUACAGGCCUUAGAGCACAAGAGCUUUCAAGUGGACACUGCGGGCAGCAGUGCGGCGAUUAACGAGGAAGACUCUUCUUCCUGCGGCUGCUAGCAGUUGGGGAACAUUGAGUUUGGCUAGGCACCCAUAUUCCGGCCAGGCUCAAUGCCCCAUGCAGAGAUGCAUUUUUACUGUUUCCUUUAUUUAUUAACAUUUCUCGGCUAUGUUUAUGAUUUGUAGAUACAUGUUAUUUUCGAAUUUAUGAGGAAAAUACGUCCCGAAUGCGAACACGAGUCAUAGAGUAGGAUUAGUACUAAUAACCAGGCGCCAAACAUUAACCAUUAAAACUUUGUACACGUUAUUUAGGAUGGGUGAAUCGUCGUAAUCUGUGCCAAGAUUUUGGUAAUUGAACUAUGAAUUACAGAACUAUAAGCAAAGCAAGGUUAAUGGAACUCUUAAAAAUAACCAGCAGAGGCAACCAUAGAUUACAUUUUUACAUGCGAUUCUUGUUGAACGUAACACCCUAUCCUUUCGUAUAUAGAUUAGUGCGUAAGUCUGCAGCUUUCUUCCACAGAAUAUCUCGUAAAGAUAAAAUAUGCUAAACAAUAAAUAAUCAACUCACGACA
This is a messenger RNA of Drosophila eugracilis, 1257 nucleotides long. It is a transcript of the gene RabX6, whose product is annotated as ras-related protein Rab-11A. Gene Ontology annotation, molecular function: GTP binding; GTPase activity. The transcript has 2 exons. The coding region runs from base 104 to 745 and encodes 213 amino acids. The record is from RefSeq and is a predicted model, not a curated record. Lineage: Eukaryota; Metazoa; Arthropoda; Insecta; Diptera; Drosophilidae.